This is a messenger RNA of Dendrobium catenatum, 1382 nucleotides long. Its product is annotated as carboxy-terminal domain RNA polymerase II polypeptide A small phosphatase 1. The transcript is spliced from 6 exons. The record is from RefSeq and is a predicted model, not a curated record. Gene Ontology annotation, molecular function: phosphoprotein phosphatase activity. The coding region runs from base 147 to 1082 and encodes 311 amino acids. Lineage: Eukaryota; Viridiplantae; Streptophyta; Magnoliopsida; Asparagales; Orchidaceae.
UCACGAUCGCUACAGAGUCUAUAAUUCUGCCCUUCCUCGCUAACGAUCCAUUCCAUUUGGUCAUCCCCGAUAUCUAAAUCCUCCCUCGCCGCUGGCGAAGGGACGGCCAUUCUCUUGGAAAUAAUCUGCUAUCUACUUCUCUUCCAAUGGCGGAGCUUGCAGACGCGGAGGCAUUAUCGGCGGUGGCGGAAGAUAGUCGGUCGGCGGCUCAGGCGUGGCGUGCGGUGAUCGGGUGGGUGAGUAUCGUCCUUCAAGUUGUAAUUCAGUUCCUACGGUUCAGCCCCUCUUCGUGGGCGCAACUUCUCUCCUUCGUCGGCCUCCGCGACCACCCGCACUCUCUUCUCUCAUCCUCCGCUCCUUUCAAGCCCCUUCCCUCGGACAUCCCGGUCGAAAUCUCCAUGGAAGCUCCGAUUUCAGCUCCUUCUUCAGUCACUUCCGCCGAAGCAUUGGAGAAGCUCACGAUAGUGCUGGACUUGGAUGAGACUCUAGUAUGUGCAUAUGAGGCAUCCAGCUUACCUGAUAUAGUUCGGAUUCAGGCCAUAGAUGCUGGUCUUAAGUGUUUUGAGCUAGAGUGCAAAACUGUGGACAAGGAUGCUGAAGGGAGAGAAAAAAUCAAUCAUGUAAUUGUGUUUGAGCGUCCCGGGUUGGAGGACUUCUUAGAACAGACUAGCAAAUUUGCGGAUCUUGUUCUUUUCACUGCUGGGCUUGAAGGUUAUGCCAGACCACUUGUUGAUGUUAUAGAUGUCAACAACAGGUUCAGUCUCCGUCUUUACCGCCCUUCGACCGUUACUACGGAAUAUAGACACCACGUGAAGGAUCUCUCCUGCCUAUCAAAAGAUUUAUGCCGAAUCGUAAUUGUGGAUAACAAUCCCUUCAGUUUCUUGCUGCAGCCAUUGAAUGGAAUACCCUGCGUUGCAUUUUCUGCAGCCCAGCCCUUCGAUGAGCAGCUCUUGAAGGUUGUUCUUCCACUUCUGAAGCAGCUCUCUCUUGAGAAGGAUGUGAGGCCUGUUCUGUACAAACAGUUCUACAUGCCUGAGUGGUUUGAAAAGCAUGGAAUCCCAUCUGAUAGUCAGAGUCCAUGAUACUAAUGAGUUCUCCCAAAGUACCUUUUUUGUACAUUAUUACUAUAUUUUUUUAGGAUUUCUUCAAGGAAAAAAGAUAGUCGCAUGGUGUGAUUGAACUCUCUAUUCUGCAGUGAACUGGUUGGCGUUGGAUGGAAAUUUUUUGUAGAAUUGUAAGCAUUCAAGCAUGUGAAAAGCAGGUGUGGGUGAUUUUCUUCUCAUUUGUGAGAUUUUCUUAAUGGUUUCAGAAGUCUUUUUGUUGCUUGUAAAUAGAAAACUUGUUUUAGACAUUAAUGUUUUGGUUUUUUGUUUUUUAUUUCA